AUGUUAUAUCAGCCCAGAACUUUAUGCCAUUAUUUUGAGGUAUGGGCGGCGGCAACCUUUAUACUGGCAGCCAAGCCAACGGCUUCUUUUUACUCUGUGGCAGUAUCAACUGUGGUCGUGGAUGAGACGUGGUGUUAUUUACAUAAUGUUUUAUCAAUUUUUGGUUUUUUUUGUUGAAACACGAUCUCAAUUUUUAAUUACUGUAAUAUGUUAUGUAUUUAUGGUAUAGUAUGUUGUACAUAAUUGUGAUGAAUAAAUAAAUAGUAUAUACAUUAACUUUUGGCAUGAACUUUCUUUCCAAUUUAAAAAUAGCAAGAACUUUCUUUACAAACUAAAAAAUAACAAGACACUUUACAAAACAAGAAAUAGCAAGAACUUUCUUUACAAAACACAAAAUGGCAAAAACUUUCUUUACAAAACAUAAAUAGCAAGAACUUUCUUUACAAUAAGAUAUGCGCCGUAAGAUCUAUUUUUGAAAUCCAAAAAGUGACAGUAAUGGGGUGUUUUGCUUUUCGUAUCAUAACAAAUAACUUUACGUUGUUUUGACAGGAAUAAACAAUACAUAUGCUAAUUACAUUUCUUCCCACUGCAAACCGACUAUUAGGGGUUAUGUGUAGGAGGAAGAUACGAACAUGUGUUGGUUCUUCUGCAAAACUUUUAAAAUUUGUGAUGGGUGGGGACGGGGUUGAAUUAAAGGCAUAGUACGGAGAAGGAGAAUCAGGAGGUCAAACUCGGGCUUAAACUAAAACCAAGGCUAAGGCUAAGGUUAAGGCUAAGGCUAAGGCUAAUGCUAAGGCUAAGGCUAAGGCUAAGGCUAUGGCUAAGGCUAAGGCUAAGGCUAAGGCUAAGGCUAAGACUAAGGCUAAGGUUAAGGCUAAGGCUAUGGUUAAGGCUAAGGCUAAGGCUAAGGCUAAGGCUAAGGCUAAGGCUAAGGCUAAAGCUAAGGCUAAGGCUAAGGCUAAGGCUAAAGUAAAGCUACACAUUUAA
This is a messenger RNA of Bursaphelenchus okinawaensis, 987 nucleotides long. NCBI's taxonomy places the organism in Eukaryota, Metazoa, Nematoda, Chromadorea, Rhabditida, Aphelenchoididae. The record is from the annotation of a GenBank genome assembly.